GUAGCGUGGAACGGCCUCGCACCAGGCCACCGGGUGACCACCAUCAGAUGCUCGACGUGGGCUGAUCACGCGCUUGAAAAAAAAAAAACCGAUCCGCGAAGCCGGCGAUCAGCGACGAUCUGAGCAGAAGUUACCUCGAAGAAGAGCCUCUUUCUUGGAAACAUCGAAAAUUCGUCUACAGACCACACCUGAGAAUACCCAGGUACAGAAGAACUAGAGAAAACUUGACUCGAGGCUGUGAACGAGACUUGCUCCGACGCGACUUUGGCGAGAAAAUUGAUCUCCUUUGCGUGAAGAACCUCUUUAUAUUUCUUCGCGCCGCUGGAUGAGUCAUUUAAUUUCGUCGUGAUUAACAUCUACUCCGGAACAAGUCUGAUCAUCGAAAGAGAGAGACAGAAGAAAGAGAUAGCUGCUUAAUUACGUAAUUUUGCGUUGUUUGUAUCCUGAAAUAAAACCGUCACACCGUCGUCGUCGUCGUCGUCGUCGUCGUCGUCGUCGUCGUCGUCGGCGGGGCGAGAGCCUUAUCAUUCUUCUCAAAGAAGAAUGACUAUACAUUUGCGACAGCGAGUUUCGCGCAGCCCUCAGUAGGAAGAUGAUAGAGGGCCAGGUGCAUCAACAUCCGGUACGAGUGCCGCCCGACAAGUCACAGCAACCCCAGACUGCCAGCGUCAAAUUUGAAAAUGAGCAAUGUAAGGAGCCCCUGCUUCCGGAGAAGCAGAACUCCCACAGGAUGACACCGACCGACGGCCGCUCGCGAACCACUUCCGAAUCGAAGGACACCACCAUCAAUGGACAGGCGGCCGCGGCGAACUCCACCACUAACACCAACACCACAACCACCACCACCACCACCACAACCGCCAAGGAAGGUCUCGAGGUGACCAUCUUCGACGAGAGUGGCGACGGUGGCCGAUUGCCGGACGUCGUCGCCGAGAUUUACGGCGUGUCCGACGAGAACGAGCCGCUCGAGUCCUACUUGGCGAUCACCAUCCAGGUCUUCAUACCCUUUCUCAUCGCCGGUCUGGGUAUGGUGGGCGCGGGACUGGUUCUCGAUAUGGUCCAACACUGGGUAGUAUUUGAGAAAGUUAACGAGCUCAUGAUUCUGGUACCGGCGCUUCUUGGGCUGAAGGGCAAUUUGGAAAUGACUCUGGCGUCCCGUCUAUCAACUCAGGCGAAUCUCGGACACAUGGACAUGCCGAAGGAACAGUGGCACAUGAUUGUUGGAAAUCUCGUUUUGAUACAGUGUCAAGCAAUAGUGGUGGGCUUUCUUGGGUCUCUGGUGGCGAUCGUGAUGGGUGCUUUUCGCAACGGCACGGUAUCUCUGGAUCACGCUUAUUUGUUGUGCGCAAGCAGUCUGGUCACCGCGUCUCUCGCUUCCUUUGUUCUGGGUCUUAUUACCGCGGCCGUCAUCGUUUUCUCUCGUCAUUGCCACAUCAAUCCGGACAACGUGGCCACGCCGAUAGCCGCAAGUCUCGGCGACAUCACGUCGCUCGCGCUUCUCUCGUGGAUUGCCACUGUACUCUACGAAUGCAUAGAUAAGCAGGACUGGGUUGCGCCUCUCGUUAUAUCCUGUUACAUCCUCGUAACACCUCUCUGGGUCUGGAUCGCCAAGAAGAACAAGUACACCAACGAUGUGCUCUACUUCGGCUGGACACCGGUCAUGGUCGCUAUGCUGAUCAGCAGUUGCGGCGGUCUCAUAUUGGAAUUCAUGGUAUCGCGCUUCGAGAAUCUGACGGUGUUUCAACCGGUAAUCAACGGUGUCGGCGGAAACUUAGUGGCUGUCCAGGCCAGCAGGAUAUCGACAGCGCUUCAUAAACAAGCUGAGCUCGGCACGCUUCUAAUUCCGCCUGGUCACACGCAUCCCGUCAUCUUCAUCACUCCCAUUGCUAAUUUUUUCGGAAAAGGUAUGCACGCUAGAACAACGAGAGUUCUGAUGGCGAUGGUGAUACCGGGUCACAUCAUUUUUAUUUAUCUGAUCAAUUACAUGAAGGACGGCAACACGUCGAUGACGCCGCUAUUUGUCUUCGUUUAUCUAUGCGCGGCGAUGCUGCAAGUCGCGGCGUUGCUCUACAUCGCCUUCAUUAUGAUCCACUGGAUGUGGAAGCGAAAAAUCGAUCCCGACAACUCGGCGAUCCCGUACUUGACCGCUAUGGGCGAUUUGCUCGGGAUCAGUUUGCUCGCGAUUGCCUUCCAAUUUCUGUACCUGGUCGGGGAUCAAGAAUUCGACGCGCCCUGACUGUAUUAAGACUUGUUAUUCUGUGACGAUGAGCACAUGACAACCAAUGAUGAGUCACAAAUUAUGACGUUUCUUUGACGGGGAUGGGUGACGCACAAGUAGAAAAUGUCGGACCGAAAGGGCAUUCCUACGAGGCUGUGGUCGUCUGAAAGUAUAUUCCACCGAAAACAAACAAAAAAAAAAAAAAACCAUUUUUUCGAUUUGCUAGUCGAAGAAAUAAAUAGCAUGUUUUAUAUAGGGCAAUUGCGAAAUUAUCAUUUGGCUGAACAUUAAUAAUCUAUCAUUUUUAUUUUGCGUCAUGCAAUGUUAAUUAGAAUUUAAUUCAAAUCUCAAACCAAAAGAUUUCACAAACCAGCUGUUUUUAUUUUUUUUUAAGCUGUAGGACAAACAAGAUUGUUUUUUUUUUUUGUCUAUAUAAUACUUGAGAAGUACAACUUUUAGAAAUAUGCAAAAUAAAACUGAUACGACAUUAUUAAUGCCUUAUCAAUAGACUUGCGCAUGUUUUGUACACAAUGUGCAUAUUUUUAUAGGCGGUACAAGACAACUAAUGAUCCAAUGAUAAAAAUAUCGUUUCGUCACCAACGUUAUUUUUUUUUUACGUUUCGGAGGAAUUCAGUUCCUCGGCUCUCUUCUAUAAAAGUACGCACAAAAACAUCCGCAGCUCUAUAUCAAGUAAAGCGGGCGCACUCAGGUUUUUUUCUUUUUUUUUUUUUAAUUAUUAUAGAUAUAUUAAUACGCAGGAUAUUUCGCGCAUUGUUGUAGUUACAGUACCAACAAAACGGGGGCAUGAUUCUUCACGAAAAUGAUGUAAUGUGGAGUAAAAAUAAUAAUUGUUUAUUUUACAUUGUAGAAUUUUUCUUGAAGAAUCGCACUUUGUUCUCCGGUAUCGCAUAGCGCUGGACAUCCUGUUUAAAUCGCUGAUUAUCACAGAGUAUAAAAGAUUAUUUUCUUGAAAGAAGCUCUGUGUGUGCGUGUGUGUGUGUAUGUGUGCGCGUGUGUGUGUGCGUGUGCGUGUAUUUGUGCAUGAAAGAUAUUACUUAAUCAAUUUCGGUUACCAAGCAACGGAUAUGAUUAGAAAAUACUUGCGGAAAUAUACAAGGUGUCUGAUAAUAACCGUGUCAUUUAUCAGAUAGGGCGGGUUGUGCCGAAAAGUUAUUUACCACUUUGCAAUAAUUAGUAAAUUAUUCGUUUAAAUAAACACCUGCGAAAACGAGAUCUCCUUCGUGAAGAUACGAUCCGAGAGCGUUUCGCCUUGCGUCCAGCAACCGUGAGUGCGCGGCGAAACGCCGGGUUGCCUCUUCAUGGUGAAUUGUGCACGUUGCACAUUUGAUCUUUUAUAUAAAUUAAUAAUUCAUUACUGUGUGCAAAACACACAAAAAAUGAAGGACUCGGCACAAUCUCUCUCUACCUGUCCAUGAGACGACACGAUUUUUACAAAACACCUUGUACAUAUAUAUGCACACAUAUGUUUAAUUAAAAUGUUUUUUGCGCGUAAUGUACAAAGCCUAAGAUUUAGCUUAAAGAUUAGAAGGAGGGUUUUUAAGUCCGAGAAUGCGAUCAGUUUACUUCGAUGUAGCGUGAACGAAAGAUCGAGGCGAUUGCGAAGAAUUCUAUAUUUUUCAAGAGAUGAAUUAGAAAAGGAUCGACACGAUUUGAACACAAUUGGAUUUAUAACGUGCGAUAAGACAACACCGUAAAACCUUUCGUUUCGUCAUUCCGCGGGUCAUUCAGCAAGUAUAUUCUGGUUCUUCCACAAAAACAAAACAAAUACGCGUAAGUAACAGUAUGUGUAGUCGUAAUAUCAACGCGUACGUGUCUUCGAAUAGUUGCCUUCGUAUACGACGAAAUUUAUAGGGAUAAUAGGUAUUUAGAAGCUGCCAUACACGACCUAUUUUUGGAAGCUUUAGAAGCUCUCGGAUUAUUGCUCGAUCCUGAAAUGUGUAUGCGAAUAAAUAAAAAUAUGUGUGUGCGCGCGCGCGCGCGCGCGUCGAACUCUCUCUGAAGAGAUACUCGUGCGAGAUACGCAUGCAAAAUGAGAAAUUAGUCUUCCCGUUACAGACGACUAAUUCGACGAUUUUCUCUUUAAAUUAUUGUACGUGUGUAUAUAAAUUUUCAAAAAA
Messenger RNA from Pseudomyrmex gracilis, 4356 nucleotides. Its product is annotated as solute carrier family 41 member 1-like. Gene Ontology annotation, molecular function: monoatomic cation transmembrane transporter activity. Lineage: Eukaryota; Metazoa; Arthropoda; Insecta; Hymenoptera; Formicidae. The record is from RefSeq and is a predicted model, not a curated record. Gene Ontology annotation, cellular component: plasma membrane. Bases 593 to 2236 code for a protein of 547 amino acids. Gene Ontology annotation, biological process: monoatomic cation transport. The transcript has 8 exons.